Kogia breviceps (pygmy sperm whale) is the source of this 1369-nucleotide messenger RNA. It is a transcript of the gene TIMMDC1, whose product is annotated as translocase of inner mitochondrial membrane domain containing 1. NCBI's taxonomy places the organism in Eukaryota, Metazoa, Chordata, Mammalia, Artiodactyla, Physeteridae. The record is from RefSeq and is a predicted model, not a curated record. Gene Ontology annotation, cellular component: mitochondrion.
GCGGUGUGGCAGCGGUUACGGCCGCGAAUUAGCUCGGGCCUAGUGUACGGGUACUCGUCCACUCCUUCUUGCUGUUAUCCUCGCUCUUCUCCCACGGCGCCUCCGGGAGGCCUUGGCGCCCUGAGCGCCCAAGCGAGUGUCUGUCGGCAGUUUCGUAGAGGGCCAUGGAGGUGCGGCCGCCGGCGCCACGGAGCUUCCUCCGCAGGGCGCUGAGUCCUUUUCCUCGGGUCUUUGCUGCCGAAGCUGUGGCCGCCCAUCCCAAGGCUCUUGUGGAAGACCAGAAGCUGCCUUCCUACGUGCCAGAACCCCAAUACCCGGAAUCCGGAUGGGACCGCCUCCGAGAGCUGUUUGUCAAAGAUGAACAGCAGAGAACGUCAAAAGAACUUCAGGAUAUUUACAAGGCGGCAGUUUCAGCAGGCAUCAUUGGCUGGGCAUAUGGGGGGAUACCAGCUUUUAUUCAUGCUAAACAGCACUAUAUUGAGCAGAACCAAGCAGAAAUUUACCACAACCAGCUUGAUGCAGUGCAAUCUGCACAUCGUGCUGCCACACGAGGCUUCAUCCGGUAUGGCUGGCGCUGGAGUUGGAGAACGGCCAUGUUUGUGACUAUAUUCAAUACAGUGAACACUGGUCUAAAUGUGUACCGAAAUAAAAAUGCCCUAGGCCAUUUUGUCAUUGCAGGAGCUAUCACUGGAAGUCUUUUUAGAAUAAACUUAGGCCUGCAUGGCUUGGUAGCUGGUGGCAUAAUUGGAGCCUUGCUGGGCACUCCUAUAGGAAGCCUGUUGAUGGCGCUUCAGAAGUACUGUGGUGAGACAGUUCAGGAGAGAAAACAGAAGGAUCGAAAAGCACUUCAGGCGCUGAAACUGGAAGAGCGGAAAGCCAGACUACACUUUACUGAGCUCCUCCCUGAAGAAAUUGAAAGUAAUUUACAGAAAAAUCGAUCCAAGGCUGAUGCUAAGAAAAUUGAAGCACUGCUAAAUCUUCCUAGAAAUCCUUCGUCAGCAGAUAAACAAGACAGAGACUGAACAUGCUCUGGACUUAAAACUCAUUGGAGGGUUGAAAGCUGUGUUGCUAUGUCCAUUGAAUGCCAGUUAAUUGGGCUACUGACAGAUGUAAGCACUGGCAUCUGUAGUGGCAGUGACUUGCUCUUACUUUUUUUUUUAACCAAGAAUUGAGCUAUUGUACUCUAACUUUACUCAUCCUUAAAUUUAAGUACAUACUUACAUCUACAUUGAUUGAUCUAUAUAUUUAACAUUAUAUCUAUAUUGACUGAUCAAUAUAGAUUUCUUUUCCCUGGAUUAUACAAUAGUAAAUUAAGAUUUCCCAAAAGGUUAAAGUUGAAUUGUACAGCUUGUAAAUUUAUUCUUGUAGC